Talaromyces atroroseus is the source of this 195-nucleotide messenger RNA. RefSeq lists its product as hypothetical. Lineage: Eukaryota; Fungi; Ascomycota; Eurotiomycetes; Eurotiales; Trichocomaceae. The transcript is spliced from 2 exons. The record is from RefSeq and is a predicted model, not a curated record. Bases 1 to 195 code for a protein of 64 amino acids.
AUGCCUCACAAGCUCGGCGACUACGCCGACUCGAAUUCCUCCAGCAGAGUCAGCAGCAGUGAUCGGAUACACGUUGCCGACGUACCAGAUCCCUCGCGCAGAUCCGGACCCAAAGCGGUCGUCGUACAUAAUGGCGGCGGACCGAGCUACGACGACAAGAGGCCGGCCUCCUGGGACAAGAGUCGCUGGAAGUAA